AGGGAGGGGUUCUGGAGGGCUUGACAUCACAAGGACAGGCAGUGGCAGUUGCGGAAGGAAAGGGCAAAGAGGGCAGAAGCAGGUUCACCGUAGGAUGAGACCUCUCUCAGUGUAAGGACAGCAAAUGGCACCCAAAAAGCCCCCCGCUGCGGCACCCGCCGCAAAGGGCCCUGAUGCAAAGGCCCCUGCCGCUGGCGCUGCUGCUGGCGCUGCUGCUGGAGCUGCUGCUGGAGCUGCUGCUGGUGCUGGCGCCGCUGCCGCCGCUGAGAACAGCUAUGUUCCAACGGCUCUCAUAAAGCUCGAUCAGUUCUUCGAUACCCCGAAGGGUAGACGCUACGUCAUGAUCGCGGCGAUUGUCAACUUCCUGCUUGUAUGUUUGAUGUACUUUCUGUAUCAGUUACAGUUACAGAAAAAUGGAAUCCUGUACGAGGCACUUUAUAUGAUACGGGAUUUCGCUUCUGAAUUUGAUCCAGAAAGUGCAGAAAAGUCUGAUGUGGAAAUUGUGGCUAUAGCUCAGAACCUCUCAAACGAGCUCAACAUUAUGGUGGACAAGACUGAAGUACUGCAAGCAGAAAUCGACCACCUGCUCCUCGACCUGCCCGAGUGGAUUGCCCACAAUACCAACCUCUUCUACUUUGACACCGACACGGCCGACUUUGCCGGUGCCAUUGAAAAAUGUGCCGAGAGGGGGGCGAAUCUGACUUCACUCAAAUUUCCUGAAGAAGUGAAAUUCCUAGACACCAUAGUCGCCGAAAAGAAGGCUGACUUCUGGAUUGGAUACGUGAAGAAUGAGUCGGCAGGUGGCCCAGGAUGGAUGUGGCUGAAUGGCAGGAUAUUUAAAUAUACGUGAGUUUCCCAUCCAAAUU
This is a messenger RNA of Anolis carolinensis (green anole), 866 nucleotides long. RefSeq lists its product as uncharacterized. The record is from RefSeq and is a predicted model, not a curated record. The transcript is spliced from 8 exons. Lineage: Eukaryota; Metazoa; Chordata; Lepidosauria; Squamata; Anolidae. Bases 125 to 850 code for a protein of 241 amino acids.